Messenger RNA from Phytophthora sojae, 858 nucleotides. RefSeq lists its product as hypothetical. NCBI's taxonomy places the organism in Eukaryota, Oomycota, Peronosporomycetes, Peronosporales, Peronosporaceae. The transcript has a single exon. The record is from RefSeq and is a predicted model, not a curated record. The coding region runs from base 1 to 858 and encodes 285 amino acids.
AUGGAAAGCGUUCGAAGCAAUUUGGGCCACGCCCAUGAUCGUGUUGGAGGCUCGUGGAGAGCACUCGGCAGGCUGCUACACAAGUGGUUGGAAGCGUAUCACGCGUUGUGGUGCGUCUUCUUGCCUGACGUAUUGGAGCUCAGCUGCAAGUCGACGGCCAAGUACUGGAAAGGAUCCAAGGCCGAGUGCAGACGGACGGUCGACCGUGCGAGCUGUGUGUGUCGAGGAUUCUGGGCGGUCGUGUCGUUGCUGGCUUAUGCCCUCUUCUACACCGUCGUGUUCGUGUACGACUUCGUGGAGCAAGUGUGCCAAGGAACGGUGGGGGUCGCAGUGCUCCUGCUGACGCUGAACUACAUAUUGGCUGAUGGAGGUCUGGUCGUCGGCGACGGACUCGUGCCCGACGAGACGGUAAUGCGGUGUAGUUGCUAUGUGGUGGCGACCUGCGUGGCCAGCCACUUGCUGAAAUGGUAUGAGGCGACUUCGGGUGGGCGUUCGCCCUUGAAGAUGGCCGAGGACCGCUACUCGCAAUGGCAGCAGGACUUGGAAGAGCUGGAGCAAGCUGAGCGCUUGAGCGAAGCGUUCUGGCGUGCGGACGGCUGCGUAGGCGAUAAGAAACCCGUGAGGACGCUCAGUGGGUUGCGCGCUGAACAGCGAGAACUGCGGGCCAAAAUGCAAACCGACAAGCUGGAAGCUGCUCGACGAGGACGUCGAGUUUCAGUCGGGGAGGAUGUCCCGAGUAGGAACGGUCACCACCGUUCCUACUACAUGGACGACCGUUCGACCAGCGAUCGACUUCUGGAGGAUCAGCUGUGGGACGAUGCGGUGAGUGGGCAGUCAUCCAUUUCGGAGGGGCGCUGA